ACAGUGAUGGACGCGAGAAGCAGAGCGGCUGCUGCCUUACUGUUAGAUUUCCUUGAACGAUCCGAGAACGACGAGGAGUUUGAAGGAGAAUUUGAUCAGGAAUUGAGCGACGAUUUCGAUGAUCGUAGCAGCGACGAAGAAGAACAAACUCGGCCGACGUUGGGAGGCUAUGAAUACGAAUUUGUUGAUAACGUUUCGGACAAUCAAAUAUGUCCGGUGUGCCUUUUACCUAUGAGAGAUGCGGUCCAAACUAAAGAGUGCGGCCAUCGAUUCUGUAAAGAUUGCUUGCACGGAAUUCUGAGAAGUGACCACCCAGUUUGUCCGAAUGACAGGCAGAAUAUCAAGCGAAAAGGCGGGUUCUUUUCUGACAAAGCCUGGGCUAGGGAUAUCUUAUGUCUUCGUGUAAAGUGCAAACAGAGCGCCACAGGAUGUGACUGGAUUGGUCAACUGCGACAUGUGGAGGAACACCAAAAGAACUGUCUCUAUGAACAAGAGCAGUGCCGCGAUUGUGAAGCAAAUAUACAAAGAAGACACCUCGACAAUCAUUACAAGGAGGAAUGUCCAAAGAGAAUAGUAGAGUGUGUUCACUGUCAUAAAACGUUCCGUUUCUUCAAAAAAGCCUUACACGAGAGCAGUUUGUGCAGCCGAUACCCUCUCCGCUGCACUAACAACUGUGGAGCCUUGCAAAUACCACGAGAAGAGCUGAAAAGGCACAUUUCCGAUCAAUGCCCGUUGACUGAGGUGACCUGCCCCUAUGCCAAGGCCGGAUGCCCUUAUAAGGAUAAGAGAGUUCACCUUAGCAGACAUAUGGAGACCAGCGUGGAUAAUCACUUGUGGCUGACAUGGUAUUCCCUCGUGGAAACAAAACAAGAGCUCGGCAAUCUGAAAGAUCUGCGACAGAAAUAUAUCAAGGUUCAGCUUGUCAACGAGAGACUGACGCAGUCCUCGGCUGAAUUCGUUGAAGAGAUUCGCGAUUUGUCGGCAGCUGUUAAACGAUUGGAGGCACAAAACGCCAAACAAGUGAAGCAGAUCGAAGACUUGACUAGGAAACUUGAAAAAGUUCAAAAGCCUGGCAAAGCUCACUCGUCAAGGAAAAGCACGCUUAAUAAUUCUUACUGAAAAAGUGUUGUUAAAAAAAAAAA
Stylophora pistillata is the source of this 1142-nucleotide messenger RNA. RefSeq names its product TNF receptor-associated factor 6. The record is from RefSeq and is a predicted model, not a curated record. Gene Ontology annotation, biological process: regulation of canonical NF-kappaB signal transduction. NCBI's taxonomy places the organism in Eukaryota, Metazoa, Cnidaria, Anthozoa, Scleractinia, Pocilloporidae. Gene Ontology annotation, molecular function: zinc ion binding. Gene Ontology annotation, cellular component: plasma membrane signaling receptor complex.